GAGUGAGAGAAGUGAGCAACAUCAAAUACUAGCUGAGUCUGCAGUUGAGAGUUGCUGUGAAUGAGAAAAGUGAGCAACUUCCCUCGCCUGUUGAGGGUUGCUGUGAGUGAGAGCAGGGGGCAACAUCGUAAGGCGUUGCUAAGUAAGUAGUUGUCUGUUGAGCGCACUGUGUGUGUCGUGUGUGUCUGUGACGAGGUGUGUGUCUGUAGUUCCAUAGACAUGGAGGAAUGUCUGUAGUUCCAAGGGAGUCUUUAUGGUGUUUUUUAUGAACAGAUCUUUAUGCUAUGUUCUUCGAGCAAAGUAUAAUGGCGUUACUAGGGAUGAAGCCUUGAUCAUUAUUUACUUUCAAUGAUCUCAUUAUUUGCCCAUGAUCCCAGUCAGCGAUUGGGAGAGACCCCCUUUUGUUUUUAAGAGCAAGAGGAAGUUUUUUUCCAUCAACAAGAAAAUAUCGUCUUCCUUUCCUUCGGAACUAGGCGUCGAUCGAAAUUAAUACUUUGUUGGUCGUCGACCGUCUUUGUUCUACUUCUACCACUAUCUCUUAUAAUUUGAGACAGUCAUACUGGUUAUCUCAUCUUCCUGCUUGAUCUCGGCCUGUCCUCUUGUCUUACUUGGUAAGUACGUCUUAACCCCGUCUCACCUUCCGUAAAAAUGGUGCGUCGCUCGUUUCUUCUCCUUCCGGCUUUGGCCUUCCUCACUGGCGAAGUGGAUGGUGUAAGUCCAAUGGGCCUUGCCGCCGCAGCCGCCGCAGAAGCUUCGCAGGCUGCCGAGGCGCAAAAAGAGGCUGCCGCGGUGCGGCUCGGUGAAAUAGGGGCGAAGGAGCUGGCCGUUGAUCCCACCAAGAAAGAACACGUCGCAAGCAAAGCACGACGCGAAGCGGAGAGGCAGUACAAGCAAGGAGUCCGGGCCGCCGAAAAGGCGGCCACAGACGCCGAGUUUUGGAUCGUCACCGCCCCCAAGGAGGUCGAAGCCGCCAAGAGGGAGGCCACCGAAGCCAAGGAAGAGGCCGAGGCCGCCAGGGGCUGGGCCGACCACUGGAAUGCCAGAGCCAAGGAAGCCGCCGCGAGGGGGGACGCAAACGAGAUGCGGAAGGAUUUGUACGGGAGGCACAUGGGAGCACUCAAGGACGCAAAGAGCGAGGCCGAAAAAGCCGAGAGGGCGGCCAGAAGAGCCAAGGACAAGGCCGCCGAAGCUAGCAGAAGGGCCGCCGCAUUCGUCGAGAAAGCCGAGAGCAGGAAGGCCGAAAAAGCCGAGAGGAAGGCCGCCGAAGCCAGCAGCAGGGCCCCCGCCGCAUUCGUCGCAGCCCACCUUGAUCUUAACCAAUUGGAUUAA
This is a messenger RNA of Amoebophrya sp. A25, 1329 nucleotides long. Lineage: Eukaryota; Dinophyceae; Syndiniales; Amoebophryaceae. The record is from the annotation of a GenBank genome assembly.